Penicillium pulvis is the source of this 1317-nucleotide messenger RNA. RefSeq names its product acyl-CoA dehydrogenase family protein. The transcript is spliced from 4 exons. Gene Ontology annotation, molecular function: oxidoreductase activity, acting on the CH-CH group of donors; flavin adenine dinucleotide binding. Lineage: Eukaryota; Fungi; Ascomycota; Eurotiomycetes; Eurotiales; Aspergillaceae. The record is from RefSeq and is a predicted model, not a curated record. Bases 1 to 1317 code for a protein of 438 amino acids.
AUGGCACACACUCUCCGCGCUCCAACGGCUCCAUACAGUGAGCCCCUUCUCCCCCAACUCGACGUCCGCAACCCAUAUUACACCGAUCUACACCAUAACCUUCGCGCCUGGAUCCGUGAUUACGUUGAAACAUCUAUCGCACCCUAUGCCCAGGAAUGGGAAGCCGCAGGCCAAGUCCCCGAGGAAGUACGGCGACGCCAUUGCGAAUUGGGAUUCGGCAUUGUACAUCCUCUGACUACUGAGGAACAUGCUGCUGGCCUAUCGCUGCCGGGCAAUGUACCGCGUGAUCAAUGGGAUACCUGGUGCUCGCUCAUCUUGACAGAUGAGUUGACGCGUGUGGGGUACGUUGGGGUUGUCUGGGGUCUUGGUGCGGGAAAUGGGAUUGGGUGUCCGCCCAUCGCCAAAUUCGGCACGCCUGAGCAGCAACGACGGUGGCUUCCUGGUGUUGCGAAGGGGGAUAUUCGAUUCUGUUUGGGCAUUACGGAGCCGGAUGCUGGUUCUGAUGUAGCCAAUAUACGCACUACGGCGAGACGCGACGGCGAUCAUUAUAUCGUCAACGGAGCUAAGAAGUGGAUCACCAAUGGUAUCUGGGCGGAUUAUUGCACAGCUGCUGUGCGGACCGGUGGUCCUGGACGGUCGGGUAUUAGUCUACUGGUCAUUCCUCUCGCAACCGAGGGGGUAACCUGUAGGAGAAUGUUCAACUCUGGUGUGAACGCGAGUGGAUCUACCUUCAUUGAACUGGACGAGGUUCGUGUACCCGUGGAAAAUCGCAUCGGAGAAGAGAACAAGGGCUUCCCACUCAUCAUGUCAAAUUUCAACCCAGAGCGCCUAGCACUAGCCUGCGCCUCUCUUCGAUUAGCCCGAGUCUGCGCUGAGGACGCAUUCAACUAUGCAAUCCAACGCGAAACAUUCGGGUCUCCUCUAAUUCAGAGACAGGCGAUCCAAUCUAAGAUCUUCAAGUUUGGUUUAAUGAUUGAGCCCGCCUAUGCCUUUAUGGAGCAGCUUGUUAACAUCCUGGAACUCACUAAAAGUCGCCCUGUGGACGAUGUCAAGAUCGGCGGCAUGACCGCCUUGUUGAAAGUGAUGUCGACAAGGGCUCUAGAGAAGAGUGUACGAGAAGCACAGCAGAUAUUUGGGGGUGCGGGGUAUAACAAGGCCGGCAAGGGUGCCCGUGUUGAACAGAUUAGCCGUGAUGCUCGGGUGCACGUUGUCGGUGGUGGCAGUGAAGAGAUUAUGCAGGGACUUGCGCUUCAGGAAGAGACGAAGGCUUUGCAAUCACGGCGCAGGGCUCUUGAGAAGAAGCAGUCAAAGAUUUGA